AUGGACAUAGCAGCCCAGUUGGUCCCCAUCGAUAUGAAAAACCUGCUCCUUAUUUCAACCUUCAUCCUCUUCCUAAUCAAAGUAGUACUACCGCUUAGCAAAUCCAAAAAAAACCCCGGGUCGAACAAAAAACUGCCUCCGGGCCCGCCGGGGCUGCCCUUGAUCGGCCACCUCCACCACCUCGUUGGGCGGGGGCUGCCCCACCGCGCCCUCCACCACCUGUCCCUCAAGUACGGGCCGGUGGUGCACGUGCGCAUGGGGGAGAUGCCGAUGGUGGCGAUCUCGUCCCGGGACGCCACAAGGGAGGCCCUCCGGGACCGCGACCUGGCCCUUGGCGAUCGGCCCUCCACCAUGGGCAGCGAUAUCUUCUUCGCCAACGACAUCUUCUUCUGCCCGUACGGGGACUACUGGCGGCAGAUGCGCAAGAUCUGCACUGCCGAGCUCCUGAGCGCAAAGAACGUCAAGUCAUUCGAGCAUGUCCGGCUGGACGAGGGAUACCGAUUGGUCAGUUCUCUCAUGAGGAAAGAACAAGAAGAAGAAGAAGAAGCCGUUGAUCUGACCCACAGGAUCUUCGAGUUCACGAGUGCGUUUACGUACAGGGUGGUGUUUGGGGGAGUUGGUGUGAGGGACCGGGCAGCACUUGUGGCUAUGAUCAGGAAGGCGGUCACCAUGGCAGCCGGGUUCGAGCUGGCGGAUUUGUUCCCCUCGAUCAAGUUGCUACAUGCCCUGAGCUGGAACAGGGUUAAGUUGGUGAGGAUGAGGCGUAAAGUUGACGAGAUGCUUGACGAGAUGUUGAAGGAGCAUAGGAGGAAGGGAAGGAGUGGGGAAUUUGGUGGAGAGGACAUUGUGGAUGUUUUGCUUAGAAUGCAAAAGGAUGGGGGCCUCAACUUUCCCAUUACGGACGACAAUAUCAAGGGUGUCGUCUUUGAUAUGUUUGCUGCUGGAACCGAAACAUCGUCCACGGUUGCUGAUUGGGCAAUGGUGGAGCUUAUGAGAAACCCGGACGUGAUGGCGAAAGCACAAGCAGAAAUACGGAGCGCCUUCAUAGGGAAGAACAUGAUUGAGGAGAGUGAUCUGCAGGCACUAAAGUACUUAAAACUGGUGAUCAAGGAAACAUUCAGACUGCACCCUCAGGCACCAUUCGUCGUGAGAGCAUCCAGAGAGGAAUGCGAGAUUGGUGGCUACUCAAUUCCUGCAAAAACCAAAAUCCUGGUCAACACAUGGUCCGUAGGAAGGGAUCCCAAGUGUUGGGCCGAGCCCGAAAUCUUCCGACCCGAAAGGUUUGCUAACAGCUCAAUAGAUUUCUUGGGUAACGACUAUGAGUAUAUCCCGUUUGGGUCGGGUAGAAGGAUUUGCCCCGGUAUAAACUUCGGAUUGGCAAACGUUGAGCUCCCAUUGGCGCUCCUUUUGUAUCACUUCGAUUGGAGGUUGCCUAAAGGAACGGGUCCUCAAGAUAUGGAGAUGAUGGAAACCCAAGGAGUCACCGCCCCACGAAAACAACAUCUUUUCGUCGUUCCUGUGCCUGCCAUUGUCCCGGCCUUCGACUGA
Messenger RNA from Striga hermonthica, 1548 nucleotides. NCBI's taxonomy places the organism in Eukaryota, Viridiplantae, Streptophyta, Magnoliopsida, Lamiales, Orobanchaceae. The record is from the annotation of a GenBank genome assembly.